AUGUCGGAACAAAAGCCAGUUGAUGCUGCGCCUGAGCUCAAGCCCGUGGAGGCUGUAGAGGGCGACAAGCUAGAGGUUCCCGUUACUGCGGCUGAAAACAGCGAAGCUGCCAAGGAUGAACCCGCGAUCAAUGCCCCGGCUAAGGAAGAAGAGCCUGCCAAAGACACUACCGCCAGCAAUGCAGAGCCCGAAGCUGCUAAGCCCGAAGAAAAGGUCGAGAAGCCUGCCUACUUGAUCAAGACCCCUGCGCUCGGCCAGUUCUUCGAUCGCCUUCCAACCAUUCUCACCAGCAUCGGACACGAUGAGAUGUGGGGAGUGCAGCUUAAAGACAGCGCUGAUGUUCCUACCGUCAAUGUGCUAAUCAAGUUCCUGCGCGCCAAUGAGGGCAAUGUUCAGGCUGCCGAGGACCAGCUUCGCAAGGCACUCCAAUGGCGCAAGGACGUGAACCCGUUGGCGUUGGCCGAGUCGGGCAAGUACAGUGCAUCGAAGUACGGGGGUCUGGGAUACCUGACGACCUACGAGAAGGAGGGUCGCCCGCUGGUAUUUACUUGGAACAUCUAUGGAGCCGUCAAAGACGUCAAUGCGACAUUUGCAGACUCGGAUGAAUUUGUUAAAUGGCGCGCCGCUCUCAUGGAGCUCGCUGUGCAAGAGUUGAAGAUGAAGGAUGCCACUGAGGUGAUUGAGUAUGAUGGCGAGGACCUCUACCAGAUGAUUCAGGUCCACGAUUACCUGAACGUCAAGUUCCUCCGCAUGGACCCCUCUGUGCGCACCGCAACCAAGAAGGUCAUCGAUGUAUUCGCCACUGCCUAUCCCGAACUGCUCAGCGAGAAGUUUUUCGUUAAUGUCCCUGCGAUCAUGGGCUGGAUGUUCACCGCCAUGAAGCUCAUAUUGAGCCGCAACACAACCCGAAAGUUCCACCCCAUCACCAACGGUGCCAACCUGGCUCGUGAGUUCCCUGCUUCUGUUGUGGAGCAAAUCCCCAAGACUUAUGGUGGCAAGGGCCCGGAGUUGAAGGAUGAUGCUCGCGUUGUCCCCUUGGUGGAAGACAAGCCGGAGGAUAAAAAGGACAAGCAAGAGGACAAGAAAGUCGAAGAACCUGCCCCGGCUGAGCUCCCAGAGCAGGAAGCUCCUAAGCAGGCUGCCUUGGAAGAGCCAAAGGAGAUUGCUCAGUAA
Penicillium antarcticum is the source of this 1173-nucleotide messenger RNA. It is a transcript of the gene sfh5, whose product is annotated as CRAL/TRIO domain protein. The transcript is spliced from 2 exons. The coding region runs from base 1 to 1173 and encodes 390 amino acids. Gene Ontology annotation, biological process: Golgi to plasma membrane protein transport; regulation of exocytosis. Gene Ontology annotation, cellular component: cortical endoplasmic reticulum; plasma membrane; cytosol. Gene Ontology annotation, molecular function: phosphatidylinositol transfer activity. Lineage: Eukaryota; Fungi; Ascomycota; Eurotiomycetes; Eurotiales; Aspergillaceae. The record is from RefSeq and is a predicted model, not a curated record.